This is a messenger RNA of Leptosia nina, 2124 nucleotides long. The record is from the annotation of a GenBank genome assembly. Lineage: Eukaryota; Metazoa; Arthropoda; Insecta; Lepidoptera; Pieridae.
AUGGUACCGAGCGUCGCAGACUUUUACGCGUCAAAGGCAGUCUUCAUCACAGGUGGAACUGGUUUCCUGGGAAAGAUUCUCGUUGAGAAGCUGCUGCGAUCCUGUCCAGAUAUCCGGGUGGUGUAUCUCUUGGUCAGGCCGAAGAAGGGACAAGAUGCCGCUGCGAGGCUGCAGUACCUUUUCAGUAGCGAGGUAUUUGACAUCAUACGCGAGAAGAACCCGCAAGCGUUCAACAAAGUAAGAAUAGUGAAUGGAGAUAUCCAGCUAGAUGACUUGGGAAUGUCGGAAGAAGACAGAGAAGAAGUGCAGAGGGAGUGUCAGAUAGUGUUCCAUACUGCGGCUACUGUUAGGUUUGAUGUUUUCAUUCGUGAUGCAUUUAACAUGAAUGUCCUCGGAACGAAGAGGGUCUUGGAUUUAGCCGAAGGAAUGAAGAAUCUUGAGGUAUUUCUCCAUACGUCGACAUCAUACUGCCGGUCAGACAUUGAUGUAUUGGAGGAAAAAGUGUAUCCGGCCAGACAUAGGCCGCAUCACAUCCACGACUGUAUGCAGUGGAUGGGCGAAGAUCUUUUGAAGCAUUUGGAGCCCAAAUUGAUAGAGCCGGAGCCAAAUACGUACGGCUACACAAAAUGUCUAUCCGAGGAGCUGGUGAUGCAGUACAACGGCAGGUUUCCUAUCGUCCUUGCCAGACCCUCUAUUGUGACAGCUGUACUAAAGGAGCCGAUUCCUGGUUGGAUCGACAACGUUAAUGGUCCCACUGGAAUCAUGAUUCUAUCGGGAAAAGGUGUGCAGCGGACGAUGCACGUAAAUGUCCUGAACAACGCGGAUUUGGUACCUGUCGACAUCACAAUUAACGCCUGCAUUCUUCUCGCAUACACCACUGCUUUGACUAAGCCAAAGGACAUUGUUGUGUGUAAUCUGACAAGAUCGAAAUGCAACUCUAUCACUUGGGGGAAAUGCUUGGAGUACGGUCGUCAACUAAUACAGGAGUAUCCGUUCUCGGUGAUGCUGUGGUACCCAGACGGUGAGCCAACUAGCAGUAAGCUGUUGUAUCAUCUGCAAACGUUCUACAGUCAUUUCCUACCUGCCGUAAUUGUGGAUUUAAUUAUAUGGCUGUUGGGAAAGAAACCUUUCCUCAUAAAACUGCAACAGAAACUAACGCUCGGCCUAAAAGUGCUGGACCAUUACGCAAAUCGGCAGUGGUGCUUCAAAAACCAUCGCUUCCUGACCUUGAAGGACGAGGUGUCGGCGCGGGAUAAUGAUAUUUUCUUCACCGAUAUAAGUCAAAUGAAUUGGCGAGACUAUCUCAAGGAUUAUAUGCUUGGUGCCCGAAGAUUUUGCUGCCACGAGGAUCCGGACACACUUCCUUUAGCCAGGCGAAGGUUUCGCUGGUUUAAAAUUGCCCACUACGUACAAAAGAUGCUGGUUUAUAUAUUAUUGGCUUAUUUAUGUCUAUAUUCAGAAAUAAUGUACCAUAAAAUGAUCAGGCAGAUUUGCGAGAAAUAUAAUAAAAAGUACACUAAAGAUUUACAAGUAAAGUUAUAUGGGGAAACUGACAGACAGAUCUGCCUCACUGUGGUGAAGGAGCUGAAACUGUCGAUAUCUGCUGACGAAUUUGAACGGCAGCUGAACGAAUUAGCUCAAAGGAUGCUACCGGGUGCGCCACUUUUGAAAGGUGCUGAAAGACUUCUAACGCAUCUCUACGAUCACAAAAUCCCCAUGGCCCUCGCAACCAACGCAACAGAACAAGCUGUCCGGCUGCAAGCCACAGCUAGACCUAAACUGUUCGGCCUCUUUCACCACAAGGUAAGCGUAACAGACCCUGAAGUGUACCGAGGUAAGCCCCACCCGGACAUAUAUUUGGUCGCUGCAGCACGAUUCCCGGACAAGCCCAAACCGAAACAGUGUCUCGUGUUUGAGGAUUCCGCCAUCGGAGUAGAAGCGGCGAAGGAAGCUGGAAUGCAGGUCGUGAUGAUACCAGAUUCUCGUCUUGACCGCGAGCAGACCCGUCGUGCUACUCUAGUCCUGAAGACCCUGAUGGACUUUAAGCCAGAAAAGUUUGGUUUACCACCCUUCGAGAGCGGCCGACGAAUUAGUCGCGUCGAGAAUAACGACAAGAAACUAUAA